Cavenderia fasciculata is the source of this 1272-nucleotide messenger RNA. RefSeq lists its product as uncharacterized. The transcript has a single exon. NCBI's taxonomy places the organism in Eukaryota, Evosea, Eumycetozoa, Acytosteliales, Cavenderiaceae. The record is from RefSeq and is a predicted model, not a curated record. The coding region runs from base 1 to 1272 and encodes 423 amino acids.
AUGACCAACAACAAUCGAUCUCCCAUUGUCUACUCAACAAUCAACCAAACUGCUUUCAGUCUAAGAAACAGCGGUCUAAUUAAUCAAUCAACAUCUUCUCUUCCUCCACAACAACAACAACAACAACAACAACAAAAGUUUGAUGUCGAUCAACAAUUUCCAAGUUCAGCAGAUAAUAAUCUUGCUCAAAUGGACUUUAGCUUUUCUGUGGAUUUUGGGUCUUGGUCGCCAUCGUCAGCCCAGUCUUCUCCUGGGGGCUCUUCCUCAUCAUCAGUCGCUUCCACGUCUCAAAUGGUUGGUGCACCCCAAGCCGUUGUUGGCAGAAAGAGCAAGGAUGUAACAAAAAAGGUUGUCUCUCCAAAGAAACUUCAACAACAACAAAAGAAACAAAAGAAACAACUUGCUGGUGCUGGUGCUGGUGCUGGUGUUGGUGUUGGUACCGCCACGGCUUCUUCUGCUUCUGCCUUUUCUGCCUCUGAUGCUCUAACCCCUGGGAUGAAUAUGGUACUGACAUUAACCUCCGAUUGUGUAGUAGAGAAAGGAAUAACGGGUCCUUGGGGACUACAGUUGUCUGGUCAUUUUGUUCGUGCCGAUGAUUCAAUCACCAAGCGCCAACAUAUUGUUGUCAUUGCAUCGGUGCACUCUGAAGAUAACGAGACUUACAACCUUGAAAACUAUACCGGCAAUUGUUUGGAUGACGGUACUGUCUGCCUCAAAGGUAUCAGAGUGACUAAGACCAAAGAUAGUGACUCUACAGGAACUUUCAAGUUGCGCUUUAUCGCCUAUGACAAGUUCAUUCAUCCAAAUGGAGAACUAGUUCCCAUUCCCAACUGUAACGUUGAGUCUAAUUUCAUUACCUACUUGUCCGGCACCAAAUGUAUGUCGCCUGCUACCAUCCUCAAUGUCGAGAGAGUCGCUGCCGACCAGUUGCCAAGCGGUUUUAUCACUGAUGACUCUAUCACUUACAAGCUUACAGGUGAUAGAUUCAAGUCUGGCAAAUCCUACAACAGUAUGUUUGGAUACCAACAUCCAAAAACCUUCGAGAUUGUCUAUUACGUCACAGAGACCGUUAAAACUCGCCUCGCUUUUUCCUUGAACAAAAAGGUAUCUUGCUUUCUCUCUGUUCCAAAUGAAUACAAAGACUUUAACUUGGUUACUGGUUUUUAUCAUAAUGAAAAACGUGCUAAAAAUGUUCAGGGUCUUUAUACUAAAGAGGAUAAAAAGAAUAUAGCCUUCGUUUGGUCCACCAGUUCCUUUCAAAUUCAAAAAUAA